This is a messenger RNA of Brassica rapa (field mustard), 1792 nucleotides long. RefSeq names its product transcription factor MYB86. The record is from RefSeq and is a predicted model, not a curated record. NCBI's taxonomy places the organism in Eukaryota, Viridiplantae, Streptophyta, Magnoliopsida, Brassicales, Brassicaceae.
UUAUGUUGCUCAUAAAAAGAAAAACAAAGGGGAGAUAAAAGAAUAUAGAUUUUUCACACCACAAUUAUACUGAGAGGGGGGGGGGGUAAAUUUAAAUAUGAUUAUGAGUGUAAAAACUCAUAAAACAACAUUCAUGAUAAAUCAAACGUAGUAUUUACUAUUUUAUAAAAUCAAAUUGUUUAUUAAAUUGUAGUAAUAAUAGUUUACCAGUUUGAUCUCUAAAGUAUAAGCUGCGAUUUCUUUCUAUAUUGUAAAGGAAUCAAAUAGUUUUUUGUUUUUAACUAGGUUUUUAGUUCAUCUCUUGAUAUUCUAUAUAUUGUGGUCCCAUAAAAGGUGUCGAUUAAUUCACACAACGAUUAUAAAACAGAAGUGACGUUACACCAGAGUCGCCAAUCACAUUUACUCUCAUUUUUAUAAUAAUUUCUCCAUCUUCUUCCUUCCUCUUCUACCUUAUAGAACCUUCACAGAUCAUAAACUCUAUAUCUCUGCAACAAUCUAUAGCUUCUUGUUGAUUCAUUACAUAUAGAAAUGGGAAGACAUUCUUGUUGUUAUAAGCAAAAGCUUAGAAAAGGCCUUUGGUCUCCUGAAGAAGAUGAAAAACUUCUCAAUUACAUAAGUAGACAUGGUCAUGGCUGUUGGAGUUCUGUCCCCAAGCUCGCAGGUUUGCAGAGAUGUGGAAAGAGUUGUAGACUUAGGUGGAUAAACUAUUUGAGACCAGACUUAAAAAGGGGAGCUUUCUCUCAAGACGAAGAAUGCUUGAUCAUUGAGCUCCACGCUGCGUUAGGCAACAGAUGGUCUCAGAUCGCAACUAGGUUACCAGGAAGAACAGACAACGAGAUCAAAAACUUUUGGAACUCAUGUCUUAAGAAGAAGCUGAGAAGAAAAGGCAUCGACCCAACUACACACAAACCCUUAAUAAGCGAUCUUCAAACUCUUAACGUCAUAAAUCAGAAGCUGACGUCAUCCGAAGUACUAAAGUCAACGGGUUUGUUAAACAAUCCACAUGAUCAGUCAAUGAUCGUCUCAUCGCAACCAGGUUCAUGGUGGUUCCCGAAUCAAAACGCUGCGUUUUGCUUAAGUUCAAAUACGGUUUCAGACCAGAUCGUAUCUUUAAUCUCUUCAAUGUCCACGUCAUCAUCUACGACACCAAUUACUUCAUUAAACCCUGUUCCUGAACUCAAUUACUGCAACAACACAGUUCCAUCUCCCACCAACAGUAUCUACAGUGCUUUCUUUGGUAAUAAUUACACAGAAGCUAGCCAAAUCAACAAUAAUAAUAAUAAUCAUGUAGUGAAUCAUCCUCAUGAUCAAGACAUGAAGUCAUGGGCAUCGGAGAUACUUCAUUACAACCAAAGCUCAGAAACUGGUUUAGAAGCAGAGGUGAAGCCAGAUAUUGCCAAGUACUAUUGGAGAUCAGCAUCAGCAUCGUCAUCACCAAACGAAAACGCUGAGGCAUUACUACAUGAUGCUGACAUUGAGUGGUAUGCUAAAAAUCUUCAAAAAGUUCAUAACAUGGCGUUUGAUCAGAGCCUUUAGAGUUAUAUUAUAUGCUAGAGAAAUAUCCUAAUCAGUACUUCAUUUUCUAUCUAUAUUCACGGACCGGAGUUUAUUUGAUUGAUACAUAUAUAAUAUAUGUUCGUCAUGUAUGUAAGUAUAUAUAUGUUUUUUGGUUGUGUAAAUUUUCGCGAUCGUGUGUAUAUAUAUUUUUGGUGCUAAGAUGUAACUCGUUUUUCUUCUUUUUACUUGUCAUGACUUUGAUCUUAAUAGAGUUUCAAAUUAUUUUUAUUUACCA